AUGUCUCGUGCCACGUCUACCGUCAUCAGCCCCGUGAAAUCAACGCCAUCCAUCGUCGAACUUGCGCAACAAAUACAGAAGGAUACACGACUCAUCUCUAACUAUCUCGACGAGAAUUCCCUACCAGAGCUUUCACUCUCCGCAGAUGCAUAUCCGUUCUUUCCCGGCACCGGUCCUCCUCCUGUCGAGAAAUACCAGCGUCCGCCGAAGCAGAUCCUCGAAGCCCGAGUACAGGCACGCGACGCCUGCGAAAAGUUGAUGCAACUCCUCAGCGGUGCCGCAGACAGCUUUGGCGGCUACAUCACCUUGCACUUGAGCUCCGCCGCCAUUCAGUAUCUGUACCAUUUUCGCAUUGCUGAGUUCGUGCCUGUCGAGGGGAAAUGCGCUUUCCAACAAGUCGCUACUAAGGCUGGUGUGGAUGUAUCCCAGUGCUCUAGAGUUCUUAGAGCGGCCAUGACCUCGGGAUACUUUCAAGAGCCUGAAAUUGGUUACGUUGCGCACACGGCAGGGUCGAAGUUGUUCCUGAAUCUAGAUCUCAAGGAUGCUGUGGGCUACGUGAUCGAAGACACCUUUCCUGCCGCCAGCAAACUCGCAGAGGCAGUCGAGAAAUAUCCUGCAAGCCAGUAA
This is a messenger RNA of Exophiala xenobiotica, 627 nucleotides long. RefSeq lists its product as uncharacterized. NCBI's taxonomy places the organism in Eukaryota, Fungi, Ascomycota, Eurotiomycetes, Chaetothyriales, Herpotrichiellaceae. The transcript has a single exon. Bases 1 to 627 code for a protein of 208 amino acids. Gene Ontology annotation, molecular function: methyltransferase activity. The record is from RefSeq and is a predicted model, not a curated record.